AUGCCAGGCUGUCGUCCGUCCGGUAAGUGGAGACAAAAUCGCAGCGGCGGGUAGGAACCAUGGGCGUAGCCAGGAUUUAUGGGGUGGGGCAGGAUUUAUGUUAGAGGCCCGCUCCCUCGGCUACCCCCGUGGUAGGAGCCUGGGGAAAAGCUCGGCCCGUGGGGGCGAGACUGCAGCGGGCGGCGUGAAUUCCCCCCCCCAGCCUGCCCCGUCGAGGGAGCUUCGGGGAUCCCCCUGGAGAGGCGCUUCCGCGGCGGGUGGCUUGGUCCGGGCGAUGGCCUCCGGACAGACGGCAGCCAAGUGAGGGCUGGGCCGCCUCUGCGCCGCCUCCGCCGCCCCCCUCUGGGCUGGACUGAGCGCCCCGUCGAAACUCCUCCUCCUCCUCCCGCGGACGAAUCCCCGCUGGCUUGGCUACCGGGAGCAGAGCGGGGAGAGCGGGGGGCUCCGGCUGGACGUCUCCCGGAGAUGGAGCCGACGGGGCGGGUCUGAGCACCAGCUGAUGCCCAUCCAGCUAGCGAGCCGCGCUUCGACCCUCCCAGGUAAGUAAGCGGGUUAAGAUGGGUUUGAGCGGCGGGGAGGGGGCUCUCCGCCAAAGGACCCUUUUGCCCGACGAGGCGUGCUUGCGAGGGAGUGUGAAUCCGCAUUCGGUUCAGCGGGACUUCCUCGCGUGCUUAUAUAAUAGGAUCGCAGCCUUCGAAAUGCCUUAACGUUCGGGAGUGGUUUGGAUCCAGGCGCUCUUCCGACGGCACUGUCGAAGGGGCGACCCUUGGAACCGCCGGGAGGUUUCUUUGGGGAGGGAAACCCGCAGAGAACUCACCCGCCGGAGGCAGACCUGCUGGAAAGCACCAGGGACACAUCCCAUAAUAGCACGUUUGCAAAAUUAGCGACCACCCGGCUUCUGAAGAGCUUUUCAAACCAGGCUUUCAAACAUCAAAUUGGAAUAUUGCAAUGCUGCCUGAAUCGCAGGAUCUGACAUCCAGGUUUUGUUUCUGGGCUUUGGAAUAGAUUUCAAAUACUCCCGUCUCCCUGUGUGGAAUUUGGAUUACAAGGAGUAGCUGAACACGGAUAAUGUGAAAUGAUGAACUAUCUCUGGAUGCCUGGCUUAGAUCUUUCUUUAUAUCUUUUAUUUGGGAUGCUAAGGAGAGUUCAAAACAGCAGGAUUUGCUUUUGAGGAAACAUGCGUAGGGUUUUGCUGUUAUCUUUUUAGGGCUGAUACAAAAGGUUGAUUAUGAUUUUUUUUGUACUGUUAACUUUUAAUGCUAAAUUGCUUUGCAGUAAUGAUAAAUGAAAACUAAUAACGAAACUUACUUAAAUUGUGGAUACCAAAAUUUAAUACCUCUUUUAUUUAGAAUAGAGGAAGCGUUGGGAGUAAUCAUAACCCUUUAGGGAGAAUGAAUGGUGUAAUUUAAUCCAUGUUUCUAAUAAAGCUCUUAAGCAAAAGUAGGGAAAACAAAGGAUUUUUUAUAUAUCUGUUGGCAUUGAGAAUGGGCAGGUGAACCGAAUCUUUAGGUUUUGAGAGAUGUCUGUGCAUGUUGUUACAAUUUAUAGUAGACUUGGAAUACCAUUUCAGAAGAUAUCUGCCAUAUUACUUGCUUUCCUGACAUUGUUGAAGAGUGUACUUGACAUUUUGGACAAACAUUGAACAAAGAUACUUUGUUAAGCAGCAACACACAUAUUGUGAGAAUCAAAGGCAGGGUGGAGUCUGUUUCGAUCAUCCUUUUUUUCUGGAGAAAAUAUUUACUCAGUUAAGAAAAGAGCAACUCUGGAUCUCUGCAAUUCUACAUGGCAAUGCUUCUUCUUUUUAGGCAAUUGAGAUUGGCUAAGUGCGACUGCAUUGCUGUAUUGUUUUUGAACGUCGAACUGUACCAAAAUGAGAGGAUGACCGCAUUUUCUGUGCCGUGAAUCUGGGAUCAUCCUUUGCUAAAAUUCCUAGGGACUCUCCCUAGAGUGGUGUUUCAGUGCAGGUGUCUUUUGCAACAGCUUCUUGACGCGACAAUAGCGCAUUAGUUGUGGAUUUAUUUUGCUUCAGUUUGUCCUGUGAUGCUUCUGCAAAGCUACGCGUUAUUGCCGUCUGGAAGGGCCACAUCACAACAAGGGCAGAAGAAAAAUAAACCGGAACAUUUGCGGUAUAAUAACUUACGAGAUGUCGGCAGGAAGUGAUGGAAUAUGCGCCACCUGGAAGCGAAGCCCCCCCUCCCAACAUUUGCAGGCACAAACAGCAUGGAAAGCGGGUUGCGUGUGACCUCCCUGAUAGCAUCAUGAGCGCAAAGCAUCAUUAAUCCGUAAUAUAACGGAUGUCUGGAGGAGUCCCAAGUUUUGUUAAAGCAGUGAUUUCCCUUAGAUGGCAUUCUGUAUGACAGGGGUGACAAAUAACUAGGAGUAUCCCAAUCCCUCCCUAAAGGACUAAUCCUGCUCAUCUCUCCAGACAGCAACCCAUAUCCUUCUUCAGGUGACUAUAAGAGCUGGCUUCUUGCCUGGACCUCAAGCUCAAAGGGGGCCACAGAGUUAGACACUUGUUACCUUGUUUUCAUAGGCGCCAGACUAAGGUGUUCACAUGCACUCUCGGCUUAGAGUUGCAGAUUUAAGCAAAUAAGAGAUGUGAUUUUGUCAGAGACUUGGGGUCUUUGGUAUUCAGUGUUGUGCUCUUCUGCCCUGCCUGCGCAAACAUUGCAGCUUGCAGGUAGAGCAAUCUCCAUUCGCUGAGUGGAGGUUCUCAAAAUCCCCCCUUCUGAUGCAAUUUGGGGGUCACAAGUGGCGUGUAGGGGUAGGAGAAGUGAAAAACGCAUCAUUGUGCAAUUGGAAGUCCUUGUGCAGGGCUUCUGAUAGGUGAAUCCCACCCAUAAAUGAUUUACAGAUUUUGUCAUGUUGAAGAGUCAAACGUUUUCAGAAAUAUUGAUUUUAAAAAUGGUUUUGCUGGCGCAGGAUUAGACCGUGAUGUCACCUCAGAUCCUUUGAUUUUAUAAACAAACUCAAUCUUUUCUUGGGUCCCUUUUUGUGUUGUCAUUUUUUAAAAAUUACAACUAGGGGUCUCAAACGGUGGAAGUGGCCUGGGUCUCUCGGCUUCUGCGGGGGUCCUGCCUCCAAAAUCACUUACAUUCUUCUUGCUUUAGUCUCCAGCGUCGUGGCCUGGGGUUCCACCCUUGUAACUCUACCGAGAGAAAGAAAUUCUUCAGGAAGUUCCUGUUCAGGGAUGGCAAGGAGUCACAAUGACUCUCCCUGUUGCCCAGUCUUUCUUAACCUUUUUUAAAAAAGCCAGUCUCCUCGUUUAGCUAAUAUAAACAUCCCACACCCCCUCUUCAAACUUGGCUCCCCAAAUCAUUUCAUUUGAUUUUCACAAAGCAUCGAAAUUUAUAUUGGACGUUGAGACACAUUGAUCCAGCCUCUUGGGACUGGCAACACCUAACCAAUUGGGACACAGUUGUUUGAAUAAAGGGAGGUAUUGUGGCAAGUGCUGUCAGUCUCAGAGCGCAUGCCUCUGGAUGCAGCCGCUGCAGCACUGAUUCUGAGCAGAGCUCUCCUUUUUUAUCAUACUGUUCUCCCUUGCCCCCCAAGCAUUCCCAAUGCAGAUGGAAUUGCUGCACAUUUUACCUGCUUUGGAGAUGUACAGGGUGCCUGGGUCCUGUUGAUCCCAGUCUGUGUGUCUCACAACUUCACAUGCCCUGAAACAACAGCUUUGCAAUUGCUCUUUGCUUGGUUUACACACUCCGCAACGUCUUGGUUUCUGAAGUGUAGGUCUGAAAACCUUCACAAAACUUAUUUAGGGUUGUAACUGCCUCCAUUGGGACGUGGGUGGCACUGUGGGUUAAACCACAGAGCCUAGGACUUGCUGAUCAGAAGGUCGGUGGUUCGAAUCCCCACGACAGGGUGAGCUCCCAUUGCUAGGUCUCUGCUUUUGCCAAUCUAGCAGUUCUAAAGCACGUCAAAGUGCAAGUUGAUAAAUAGGUACCGCUGCAGAGGGAAGGUGCGCUGCUCUGGUUUACCAGAAGCGGCUUAGUCAUGCUGGCCACAUGACCCGGAAGCUGUACGCCGGCUCCCUCAGCCAAUAAGCGAGAUGAGCGCCACAACCCCAGAGUCGGCCAUGACUGGACCUAAUGGUCAGGGGUCCCUUUACCUUUACCUUUAACUGCCUCCAUUGAGCCAAGCGCACUGCACUUUAAACCGCUGGGCUGAUUUGGGGCUGUAACUGCUUCCAUUGUGGACCAAGUCAUAGCUGGUAUUUAAGGGAGGGAAGAAGAGCACUAGAAAUAGUUUUUAGAAGCAUUGUUUGUUCCUUAUUUGAAGACUUUCACCAAGUUGCUUCAUCUUUUUCACCUUUUCUACUAUAUCUGAAGGGAAGUUUAUUUCCCAACUGAUAUCACUCAGCUGUAAGCUUCAGGAUGGCGUUUGGAUGAGGGAAAGGUCAUGCAAGGAAAAGUUCUUCCACCCCCAACCAGUGUUCGAAAUUAGCCAGGCGCCAGGCGCAUUUUGCACCCGACUUUCGACCACUUGCAACCAAGUGAAGAUGUCCGGGUGCUGCGAUGAUGCCUGACAUCUCCAUCAUCUGGGGAACUGUUUUUUCACACACAAAUACCCCACCCUAUGGAAUUCUAUCUGUUAUAUUUAAUCUGCACAAUCGGAAUGAAUUUCUGGAACCAAGUUGCUUUUUCUGUGCAGCAUGAGCAGGAGCAGUCACUAUUAAGAAAAUGAGGUCAGAAUAGGUCAAUAUAUAUGUGGACUAUCCCUGAAUUGAAUUGUUUUUUCUUCCUUAAGUUCUCAAAGCUCUUAACCUAGCUCAAGAUUGUCAUCUGAACUAGCCAGAUGUUUAACCGAGAAGUCCAUCAUUUGAAAAAGAAGACUCUAGAGUAUUCUUGCUCCAAAAUGGCAACUAGACUUUCCAUUUUGGCGACCGCAACCUUGGUUUAAGGAGCCAUUUGGCACCUAGCUUAUAUACCUCUGUUUCUAACACAGCCCCCAACACUUGUUGUUGUUGUUUAGUCGUUUAGUCAUGUCCGACUCUUUGUGACCCCCUGGACCAGAUCAGGCCAGGCACUCCUGUCGUCCACUGCCUCCCGCAGUUUGGUCAAACUCAUGCUGGUAGCUUCGAGAACACUGUCCAACCAUCUCGUCCUCUGUCGUCCCCUUCUCCUUGUGCCCUCCAUCUUUCCCGACAUCAGGGUCUUUCCCAGGGAGUCUUCUCUUCUCAUAAGGUGGCCAAAGUAUUGGAGCCUCAGCUUCAGGAUCUGUCCUUCCAGUGAGCACUCAGGGCUGAUUUCCUUCAGAAUGGAUAGGUUUGAUCUUCUUGCAGUCCAUGGGACUCUCAAGAGUCUCCUCCAGCACCAGAAUUCAAAAGCAUCAAGCCUUCUUUAUGGUCCAGCUCUCACUUCCAUACAUCACUACUGGGAAAACCAUGGCUUUAACUAUACAGACCUUUGUCGGCAAGGUGAUGUCUCUGCUUUUUGAGAUGCUGUCUAGGUUUGUCAUUGCUUUUCUCCCAAGAAGCAGGCGUCUUUUAAUUUCAUGGCUGCUGUCACCAUCUGCAGUGAUCAUGGAGACCAAGAAAGUAAAAUCUCUCACUACCUCCAUUUCUUCCCCUUCUAUUUGCCAGGAGGUGAUGGGCCCAGUGGCCAUGAUCUUAGUUUUUUUGAUGUUGAGCUUCAGACCAUAUUUUGCGCUCUCCUCUUUCACCCUCAUUAAAAGGUUCUUUAAUUCCUCCUCACUUUCUGCCAUCAAGGUUGUGUCAUCUGCAUAUCUGAGGUUCUUGAUGUUUCUUCCGGAAAUCUUAAUUCCAGCUUGGGAUUCAUCCAGCCCAGCCUUUCGCAUGAUGAAUUCUGCAAAUAAGUUAAAUAAGCAGGGAGACAGUAUACAGCCUUGUCCUACUCCUUUCCCAAUUUUGAACCAAUCAGUUGUUCCAUAUCCAGUUCUAACUGUAGCUUCUUGUCCCACAUAGAGAUUUCUCAGGAGACAGAUGAGGUGAUCAGGCAGUCCCAUUUCUUUAAGAACUUGCCAUAGUUUGCUGUGGUCGACACAGUGAAAGGCGUUUGCAUAGUCAAUGAAGCAGAAGUAGAUGUCUUUCUGGAACUCUCUAGCUUUCUCCAUAAUCUAGCGCAUGUUUGCAAUUUGGUCUCUGGUUCCUCUGCCCCUUCGAAAUCCAGCUUGCACUUCUGGGAGUUCUCGGUCCACAUACUGCUUGAGCCUGCCUUGUAGAAUUUUAAGCAUAACCUUGCUAGCGUGUGAAAUGAGUGCAAUUGUGCGGUAGAUGGAGCAUUCUUUGGCACUUAUUCCUGAUCAAAUUAGCAGCCCCCAUGUAGCUGCUCUGGAAGCAAACCUAAUAUGGAAGCAGCAGACGUGGGAGAUCCUGAUCACAAACAUAUUGAGUCACAUGUCGUUUAGCUCAUAAGAAACAUAGUCAGACUUGCAAUUAAAAUCUCGUGGGUGACAAAUGUGUACACAGUGGACCUGCCUCUACUUAUUCUCUGUAGACACUUUAAUUCUUUGCUCCUUACAGGUUUGCAAUGGAACUUACACUUUUAACAAAAGAAUUCAGGACGAGCGAUAACAGACUUCUGCCGCAGCAUUUCCCAGACGUAUUAGCAACUGUCCACACCACUCAAGAAAUUCCAGAGGAAACUAUUUUGGGGCCGUGCCUGCUGCACGAUGCGCAGUUGGACACUGUGGCUUUUAUUGCGCUCAAGUGCUCAGAGAAAAGAAACAUCCAUUAUGUCAUCAAGGUAAGAGGCUGUUCAGAAGAGUCCUUUUGCAUGACUCCAGAAAGUGAUUCUGAAACGAAGCCAGCUAGCUUUUGAUAGGCACUCUAAUCCUAAUUGUGAGCUAAAGUAAUGAGAAUGGUUACUGUAUUGUGAUAUUUGCAAUCAUUGGGAUCAUUUCCCAAGGGGCCCAGGCACACAGGAUUUUCUGUACUGUUGGGAUUUAAGGCUAAACAGUGAAUUUAAUUUUUUAUUCUAUUGACCCUUACUUACUUACUUACUUACUUACCCAAUUAUUUAUUAUCCAUUUUUCCAAAUUUAUAACACAUCAGUGUCAAAUUAUAACUAAUGUAAUACAAUGCUAAUAACUAUACAAUACAAUACAACUACAGUCAUACCUCAGGUUGAAUGCGCUUCGGGUUGAGCAUGUUCGAGUUGCGCUCUGUGGCAAUCUGGAAGUAACGGAGCGUGUUCCUUCCAGGUUUUGCUGCUUGCGCAGAUGCUCAAAAUGACGUCAUGCACAGAAGCGGCAAAAAGUGACGCGCGCAUGCACAGACGUAUCGUCGCUGGAUACGUUUGCUUCUGGAUGCGAACGGGACUCCGGAACGGAUCCCGUUCGUAUCCAGAGGUGCCACUGUAUACAAUAAAUAAUGUAAUACAAUGGCUUCCGACCAUUGCUUUUGGGGAUUUCCCAGCAAGGAAUAAGUACAGUCAUACCUCAAGUUGUGUCUGCUUCAGGUUACGUGUUUUCGUGUUGCGACCCACGGCAACCCGGAGGUACCGGAACGGGUCACUUCCAGGUUUUGCCGCAUGCGCAGAAGUACUAAAUCCUGCUUCGCGCAUGCACAGAAGCGCUAAGCUUGAACUGCUUGCGUCAGUUCUGUGUUGCAGACGGGCCUCCGGAACGGAUCCCAUCCGUAACACGAGGUUCCACUGUAGUCCCACAAUUUUUUUUUGCAAAUUCUUGCCAUUGUAUCACUGAGCUCUCAUAGUAAGCCAUAAUAAAGGCCAUAGAAAGAUCCAGCAAGUUGACUAUGGUGUGAUUGUCCCUGCUGACCUUGAGGUGACGCCGCCAACCAAAUCCUGAAAUGCAGUCCCAGUGUCUUCCCAAAGCCUAACCCUAGCACCUAGGAAGUGACCUUCCUCCCAGAAAGAAAGUACAGUGUACCUCGGGUUACAUACGCUUCAGGUUACAUACGCUUCAGGUUACAGACUCCGCUAACCCAGAAAUAGUGCUUCAGGUUAAGAACUUUGCUUCAGGAUGAGAACAGAAAUUGUGCUCCAGUGGCGCAACAGCAGCAGCAGGCCCCAUUAGCUAAAGUAGUGCUUCAGGUUAAGAACAGUUUCAGGUUAAGAACGGACCUCCAGAACGAAUUAAGUACUUAACCCGAGGUACCACUGUAGCUCACUGGAGAAUCUACAUGGAUUUAUUUUAGUCGGGCCAACUGGUGAGAGCUCCACCAUGAAUACUUGAAGAAGGCAGCUAUUGAAGGAUGAGAGCAAAAGAGUUAGGUGUGCACAGCAUCCUAAUAAAAGGGUGAAAUGUCGAUUCUUUCUGAAGCUUAUGUGGGAGGACAUGUUCAUCACCGUUAUGGAUGUAUUGUCAGGGGCUGGACUGAGGAAGAAUGGUGGGGACUGCCCUCCAUUCUCCUGAACCUUCCUGAGAACAGGAGGACAGUAUAGAUUUAGAACAGUGGUUUGCAGAAGGUCACAGUUCACAGGCUGCAGUGGGGAGAAGCUGGGAAAUAUUGGGAGAGCAGCAGGAAGAAGAAGCACCACCAGGGAGAGCUAUCAGACUCAGUGUCUUUGGAAAGCAUUCCUGACCGCCCUCCAUCUCCCAGGACUAGGCGGCCAUUGAGAAUUGUAGAACAGAAAGCUCACAGGCAGAAAGCACAGAUCAGCCGACGCAGGGAUGACGUAGAGUAGGAGAGACGGAGGGGAGGCGACUUUACUCGGAGCAACACCAUUGUCUUAGGGAGACGGCAUUCCUUCAUCUCUCUCUGUGAAUAUUGAAUAAAUUACUUGGUAAGAACUCCUUUUGUUUAUCUGCUUCUUGGCUGCCACUGUGAGAGGAAUCCGGAAGCCUGACAUGUAUCCAUUAAUAUGGCAGCACUCACACAAAACUUCUUUUUAAAAAUUACAAGGAAGAUUACAAACUAUUCAUGUACGCAACGACUGCCGCUAGAAUCUUAGUGGCUCAGAAAUGGAAAUCCCAAGAAAUCCCAACUUUAAUGGAGUGGCAGACAAAAAUGUUUGAAUACAUAGAAUUGGCGAAAUUGACUUAUAAGAUUCGCAACCAAAAAGAAGCAAAGUUCGAAAAGGAUUGGAGUAAAUUUGUUGAAUAUAUACGGAGUAAUUGUAAGAAUUUAAAAACUGUAGCAGGAUUAAUGUAAAUCUUGUGAUGUGGAUGGAGUGUAAAUAAGAAACUGUAAGAAAAGAUUUGAGACAUGAAAACCCAUUGAAGGGAUGGAAGGAAGUCCGGGCGCAAUAAGGCGCAGGGUAAAUAAGAAGACAUACAAAUUUUUGAAUGUAAGAGUAUUUGUUUUAUUUGUUGUUACAAAAAAGGAAUAAAAAGUAUUGGGGGGGAACCUUCUUUUUAAAAAUAAUAAUAAUAAACAGAACAAAACAGUGAAUUUCUCCACUUUUGGCCCUAUAGGUAGAUGCCACAUCAGUGCAGAAUCCUGGUGGGUUUCCUUGGAUGAGGUUGGUUCAACCAGCGUCCAACAAGAAAGAGCAGAACCUAGAAGCCUACUUAAGGAAUAGCCAGCUGUACUAUCGCCCUACAAGGAAAAUACACCGGAAUGAGGAACUCCUGGUUUGGUAUGAUGAGGAGCUCUCCGGGCUUCUGGGAUUCAACGAGAUUAAAGCCAGCAGACGACUCCACAGUGGUGAGUGUAGAAAGCCCAUCGUCUAGCUAAUGUGCCAAGUGGAAUUUUCAUUCUUUGGGGAGUGCAAGCCAUAAUUCUUUGCUUAUCACCCACCUUGGCUUGCCACUCCCUUGGAGGGCUUGCACGUCCGACAUUUUGUCUGGGACACCAUCCUUCUCUUCCUAAAUAGAAAGACAGACACCUUCAGAAUCAGUAGAGCCUGGCAGUAGCAUCUAUUGUAUUCGAAUUACCUGAAGGAACGUCUCCACCCUCAUCGCUCAGCCCGGACACUGAGGUCCAGAUCCAAGGGCCUUCUGGCGGUUCCCUCACUGCAAGAUGUGAGCUUGUAGGGAACCAGGCAGAGGGCCUUCUCAGUAGUGGCGCCUGCCCUGUGGAACACCCUCCCAUCAGAUGUCAAGGAAAUAAACAACUAUCUGACUUUUAGAAGUCAUCUGAAGGCAGCCCUGUUUAGGGAAGUUUUUAAUGUUUGAUGUUUUAUCACUUUUUUAUUAUUAUAUUCUGUUGGGAGCCACCCAGAGUGGCUGGGGAAACUCAGCCAGAUGGGCAGGGUAUAAAUAAUAAACUUUUAUUUUAUUUUAUUUUAUUUUUUAUUUUUUAAUUUUGUAUUGCAAUUAAACAUACUCGAGAAGGCAAGAGUGUAUUGCAGCAAUUUAAGAUCAGCACAUUUAUUAUGACAUAACCCAUGGGUAGGCAAACUAAGGCCCGGGGGCCAGAUCCGGCCCAAUAGCCUUCUAAAUCCGGCCCGCAGAUGGCUCGGAAUCAGCGUGCUUUUACAUGAGUAGAAUGUGUCAUUUAUUUAAAAUGCAUCUCUGGGUUAUUUGUGGGGCCUGCCUGGUGUUUUUACAUGAGUAGAAUGUAUGUUUUUAUUUAAAAUGCAUCUCCGGGUUAUUUGUGGGGAAUAGGAAUUCGUUCACCCCCCCCCCCAAUAUAUAUAUAUAGUCCGGCCCUCCACAAGGUCUGAGGGACAGUGGACUGGCCCCCUGCUGAAAAAGUUUGCUGACCCCUGACAUAACCUAACUAGAUUCCGCUUCAUCAGAUGCACUGAAAGAAAUGGCCAGAUAUGUCGCAGAAAAAAGAGCUAUCAAAAUGAGCCUUGGCAAAUAAUUUCCUAGUCCACAUCUGCCUAUCUUAGCUGGGGAAGCUUUCGUCUGAAAAUCCAGCUCCCCAGGAGCUCACUCCAGCUGUGGAGCUUGUCUUCAUGUCACUUGGGGGGAUGACCCACUGGUGCGCGCCAGGGGCAGGGAGCUCCAGCCCAGCCCUCCCCGCUGAUGUGACGCCAGCCCCGAUCUGCUUUGCAAGGUUGGCAUCAAAGGUGGCAUAGCUGCUGCUUUCUCCUCACGGGCCCCAGAAAAAUGUGCCCAGGGCCAUUGGCCCUGAAGCCAGCCCCCCCCCCCCCGCUACGCCCUUGGUUCACUCUGAGGUCUUUCCUAACACCUAACACUUCCACCUGUGGGAACUGAUGUGUUAACAAAUCCUGCAGAGCAUCAGUAAGAUAGGGUUGUUGUUGUUUCGUCAUUGUUUAGUCGUGUCCGACUCUUCGUGUCCCCAUGGACCAGAGCACGCCAGGCACUCCUGUCUUCCACUGCCUCCCGCAGUUUGGUCAAAUUCAUGCUGGUAGCUUCGAGAACACUGUCCAACCAUCUGGUCCUCUGUCAUCCCCUUCUCCUUGUGCCCUCCAUCUUUCCCAACAUCGGGGUCUUUUCCAGGAGUCUUCUCUUCUCAUGAGGUGGCCAAAGUAUUGGAGCCUCAGCUUCAGGAUCUGUCCUUCCAGUGAGCACUCAGGGCUGAUUUCCUUCAGAAUGGAGAGGUUUGAUCUUCUUGCAGUCCAUGGGACUCUCAAGAGUCUCCUCCAGCACCAGAAUUCAAAAGCAUCAAUUCUUCGGCAAUCAGCCUUCUUUAUGGUCCAGCUCUCACUUCCAUACAUCACUACGGGGAAAACCAUAGCUUUUACUAUACGGACCUUUGUUGGCAAGGUGAUGUCUCUACUUUUUAAGAUGCUGUCUAGGUUUGUCAUUGCUUUUCUCUCAAGAAGCAGGCGUCUUUUAAUUUCAUGGCUGCUGUCACCAUCUGCAGUGAUCAUGGAGCCCAAGAAAGUAAAAUCUCUCACUGCCUCCAUUUCUUCCCCUUCUGUUUGCCAGAAGGUGAUGGGCCCAGUGGCCAUGAUCUUAGUUUUUUUGAUGUUGAGCUUCAGACCAUAUUUUGCGCUCUCCUCUUUCACCCUCAAUAAAAGGUUCUUUAAUUCCUUCUCACUUUCUGCCAUCAAGGUUGUGUCAUCUGCAUAUCUGAGGUUCUUGAUAUUAUUACUAAUAAUCCAUAGAACUCCUCACCAGGGCAGACUUGGGCAUUAUGGUGCCCUGAGCUACGUCAAAAUUUGGCACACACAUGCCAGCCCUCGCGCCCUGCCAGGCUUUGGGAAGGGGGCAUCAAAGUUAUUGAAAUAUAUUUAAAUUUGUGUGUAAUGAUGCAAUGUUUCUUAUAAGAAUAUAUCUUUUUUUCCCAUGCCUUGUUGCUAUAAGAUACAUUGCUGUUAUUCCCGUAGCUGAGAUACAGUGAUUCUGCAUUGCUUUUCAUGGUGGAAGAUGUUAGACAGAUGUCCUAGAAGCAAUUUUUUUCAGGGAGGGUGUUUGAAGAACUGACAAGAGAUGAGGUUCUAGGGCUAAUUGACAAAUUAAGGAUUAAUGUCAUCCUAUCCAGUUGGCAUACACCUGAGAGCCCCCUAAGAGAACUCAAGUGUGAAAUUGCUCUUCUCCUAACAAAAGGAGCUUGUAACUAAAAUCGAGUUUGUUACUAGAGAAUUGGAGAGUAACCAAAAUAAUGCCAGUUUUUAAAGAGGGAUGCAGGGGGAGUGAGGAAUUUUAAGUGCAACAUCUGUUCCAAGUACAGUUUUACUUUGCUUUUCAAAUGCCUUGGGAGUUGAACGUUUUGGUUUCCAAACGAUCGAAAACCGGAAGUGAUUGUUCUGGUUUUCAAAUGUUCUCUGGAACCCAAACAUCUGAUGCGACUUUUGCGGCUUCUGAUUGGCUUCCUGCAGCCAAUCAGAAGCCGCGCCUUGGUUCCCGAAUGUUUUGGAAGUGGAACGGACUUCCGGAACAGGUUCCAUUCAGCUUCCAGUGUACCACUGUCUAUUGGUUGAAAGCAUUAUUAAUAAUAUUAUUAAGCAUAUAAAAGAACAAGCCUUGCUGAGGAAGAAUCAUGCCUUCUGCAACAGAAGUCUUACAUUCCCAAACUUUUAGAUUUGUUGAGACUGUCAAUAAGCAUAAGAAUUGGGAUAAUGACGCAGAUAUGAUCUAUGAUUUAGAUGAUCCAACUCUGCAAUUCCAUGACUUUCUUUUUUAAAAAAUAUUUUUAUUAAUAAUUUCAAUAUAGCAAAUUAUCAUAACAUAUCAUCUUCAUCAUUCCCCCCAAUUUUUCCCCUCCCCCUCCCCCCCAAAACCCCUCCCUCCCUCUCCCCCAAGACUUCCCUCAGUUCCUCUCUCUGAUUUUUCAGCACAUGUUGUUCUCUGCAUAUUGUAAAAUUGUAAAGAUCCUUAAAUUGUCUAUCUAUUAUAUUAACAGUCAAUAAAUUUGUGUAUGUUUAUUCAAAACCUGCCAAGGAGUCCAGUUCAUUUUGGUUUUUUUUAAAGUAGUUUGUAAAAAGUUCCCAAAGUCACAGUUGUCCUCGUCUUGCAAUUUGUAUGUCAGUUUUGCCAGUUCCAUCAAUUUCUCUUGCCAUUGUUCUUUUGUCGGGGUUUCCUCAUUCUUCCAUCCUUGAGCUAUUAAGACUCUUGCUGCCGUUAUUACAUACAUAAAUAAAUUCUUUAUUUUCUUUGGCAAUAAUGAGUUGAAGAAAAUGUUUGUGAAAAAACCAGAGGCAUUUUUGUUAGGGAUUGUAGGAAAAGACCUGACCUGCAAUUCCGUGACUUUCAUGACUUUUCUUUCUGCCUAGAGUUGGAUUGCCCGAACUGCAAGCAAGUUUUCAAAUGGGAACACCCCUUUCUGUCUCACGCCCGCUUCCUCUGCUUCCCAGAGAACAGCGCCCAGCUCUGGAGAAACCUUUCUGCCCCAAAGACGACGAAAAGCAGGUUGGUAGGACAACCCACAAACUUCCACAGCCUGGCUAGGGACCUGGAGUUCAAAAUGGCCGCUUGGAAAGACGAUUCCCAUGGGGAGAGGCGGAUGAACUGCGACGACGUGGAGAACGGCCUGAGCCGGAAGGCUGUGUUGUUGGAGAAGACAAACCACCUGCACGGAGGACAGCACAGCGGGAGUAGGGACGAAGGAGUUGCGCAGCAGGUAUCAGGGGGAUCUUUCUGGAAGCUCGGCGCAGGAAAACAAAUGUCUGUCAAGAAGGAUGCUCUCCUCCUGGAGCAGAAGGAGAGUGCGUUCACUGAAGUGAGGCAGAUAAAGGAGAAGAUGAAAAUGGAGAAAGCCAAGGCGGUGGAACAAGGAAUUGGGGAGGCUCACCCUGGCAGGGACCCUGUUCCAUGUUCCCCUGGCAGUGCAUUCUCCUUUGUGUGGCCCAACCGAGGUACCAGGGAGCCAAAGAGUGCUUUCAGCAAGCCAGCUAGAUGCCUGCUGGACAGGAGGACAACGGCAGCUGCCCCUCACCCUCUGAGCGACUUAGCAAAAGGCCCAGGGGAGUUGUCAGGAUGCGUCAGUGCCGCGGACGUCAUGCGUUACAGCGCCCUUCUGGCUUCGAAGUUCCUGGCGAGUGACUUGAACAGCUCCCCGUUGCUGCCGCCGGGCCUCGUUCAGCGCCACCCUUAUACCUCAGGGCUGUGGCCCAGGCAGAUGGGAGAGCAAAGGCAGACCACGCCCACCACAGCCUCGACUCCCUCGUCCGCUUCCUUGACUCUCUUGCCUCCCACCUUCACCUCCUUCAGCGUCGCGGCCCAAAACUGGUGCGCCAAAUGCAACCUCUCUUUCCGCAUGACGUCCGACCUGGUGUUCCACAUGCGCUGCCACCACAAAAAGGAGGGGUCUGCGCCAGAGUCUCCACGCAAAAGGAGGCGGGAGGAGAAGCUGACCUGCCCCGUGUGCCAGGAAUAUUUCCGGGAACGGCACCAUUUAUCUCGGCACAUGACUUCUCAUAAUUAG
Molecule: messenger RNA, 14647 nt
Organism: Podarcis lilfordi (Lilford's wall lizard)
Lineage: Eukaryota; Metazoa; Chordata; Lepidosauria; Squamata; Lacertidae
Source: the annotation of a GenBank genome assembly